CAAACAGUGUGCAGCACAGGCCUGCGUUUUUUAAUUGACAGUUUUUGCACGGAGAUCUGCCGUUUUCAGUCCGUUUAGAUUCGUAUCAGUAAACCCAACUCACAGGUUAAAAAGGCUGUUUGACGCUGCUUAGCGUAAGCUUUUCACUCAAUUUCAAGCAGAUCAUAUACGGUACAACUUACAAUUAUCCUCGAUAAUGCGCGAACCAUGGCAUCAUACCUCCAAGAACAUCCCGCAGCCCCGGAAGCUGAUGUUGCUUUGAACAUCGCGUUUGUGAAUGUCUGUUUUCGGUGAUCCUUCUAGUACAAAUACUAACUGUGCUAUAAUUAUCUUUGACCUGAUCGUUGUCCGAUAAGAUUACAGUCAUUACACAGCGUGUACCAAAUUUUACACGUGAAAUUGCUUAUUGUUAGUACUCCUAUCGGAGCAUGCACUGGCUGCGCUCUCCAUUCCAUUCAUUGGAUGAUUUGUAUUUUGUAUAAGUUUGAUUUUUAAUUUGCAUUUCGAUUUGUAUUGAAAAUGGGAUCACAAAUGUCAACUCUGCGAUCGCUGGCACCGGAGGGCGGAGACACACUGAGCCAUGGCCCAUGGGCAUGCACAACUGCAGCAUUUGUAUCCGUUUCCUCAGAUAACCAUGUCUAUCUUUGCACGGGAGCUGCUACCAGCAAUGGUGAUUCCCAAUUUGGGCGGAUCGAUAUGGGGGUAUCUGCUCCGCAGUGAAUUUGAGGGACCCCUCACGUGGUACGAGCGCCUCAAGAAACCACCGUGGACUCCGCCAAAAUGGGUGUUCGGUCCAGUGUGGACGGUUUUGUACGGGAGCAUGGGUGCCGCAUCGUGGUUAGUGUGGCGACAAGGCGGUGGUUGGACCGGAGCAGCUCGGGUUCCUCUCGUCUUGUACGCAACGCAACUGGCACUCAACUGGGCGUGGUCACCGAUGUUUUUUAAAUAUCAUCGUCUUGGCCUGACAUUUGCGACGGCUUCAGCACUUUGGAUUAACGUGGCUGCCUGUAUCGGCUGUUUCUAUCCAAUCAACAAAACCGCGGCGUUUUUCAUGGUCCCGUAUCUCGGUUGGCUAACACUGGCGGCAGCCGUUAAUUUUCGCUUGUGGCGCGACAAUUCCGACGCGGACGGGAUGUAAAAUUUACUUUGUAUUAGAAUUCUUGGUUCUGCAAUCUAUGGACUGUAUGACGUUUUGCGUGUUGGCUGGCAAAGUUCAAUAUUAAGUGAUAAUUGUGACAAUUGUUUUAAUUUGAUGCACAGGCUGCACGCUUUAUUUACGAUCAUAUAAAAGCUUUUAAUUCAAUGAUUUUUUAUUUGUGUAUGUCUGGUCUGUAUUAUGCAUUUUGAUUUGCAUUUGAAAAUGGAAUCACAGAUGUCACCUCUGCGAUCGCCGGUGGGCGGAGGGCGAAGACACCGCCUUAGGUAAUGGUUUGUGAAAUUACUGAAUAAAGCAUUUAUCAUGA
Paramacrobiotus metropolitanus is the source of this 1463-nucleotide messenger RNA. RefSeq names its product translocator protein-like. Lineage: Eukaryota; Metazoa; Tardigrada; Eutardigrada; Parachela; Macrobiotidae. Gene Ontology annotation, cellular component: mitochondrial outer membrane. Bases 581 to 1138 code for a protein of 185 amino acids. The record is from RefSeq and is a predicted model, not a curated record. The transcript is spliced from 5 exons.